Molecule: messenger RNA, 1014 nt
Organism: Oikopleura dioica
Lineage: Eukaryota; Metazoa; Chordata; Appendicularia; Copelata; Oikopleuridae
Source: the annotation of a GenBank genome assembly
AUGGGACAAUUUGUUCCCGAGGUUCUUUGCAGAUUCGAUGAUCUUGCAACAUCGGUCGUUGUUGAUGCUGUGUUGAAGUUCCAGUCACACAAAAUGAACCUCAAUCAUCAACCGCUUGACCCAGCAGACUGGAAAAGCAUCCGCUCUGUUCUACGGGAAUUUCGAGAUCUUCUUAAAUGGCUUGACCCGACGAAGGAUGCGGAAAGAAUAAAUCAAGUCUACAAAGAAACUUUCGAUAAUCUUCUACAUCUACGGGCGCCUUUUCGGAACACGCUAUCCUUUACUGAUGAUAAGAAGAUUAGACUACGUGAACACUUUUUCAGGUUCAUGAAGUUCUGGGACCCAAACAGUGGCUUCACCAUCAGAGAAUGCAGCCGAUACUCUAGAGAGGGAAAUCGUGGGGCUGCGUUGUUUGCCACUAGGGCAUUCAAGAAAGGCGAAACAAUUGAAGGCUUGAAAGGAUGCCUAGCGCCGAUGACCGAUGCCGAGGAAAACGCGAUUGUUGUUGUAGGCAAAAAUGAUUACAGCAUCCUCAUACGCUUCGAGCGCAGAAAUGGUUGCAAAUCAACUCUUUGGCUUGGACCUGCGGCAUUUAUUAACCAUGAUUGCAAGCCAAACUGCGAUCUUAUUCAUCGCACGAACAAAAGUUGGAUUGAAGCGACAAGAGAUAUUCGGCCGAAUGAAGAGCUUCUUAUGCACUACGGAAAAGACUGCUGGGGAAUCAACUGCAUCGAGUGCGAGUGUCGUACUUGUGAACUUGGUGGAAACGGUGCAUUUACAAAUGCAGCAACCUGUGCGCCUAAACCUCAGUCAAUCCCAAACUUGAGAAAUUUCAAGAAGAGACGAAGCCAAGAGGAAAAAUUCCCGAUCUUAUCGAUCCUCUUCAUAUCGCAUUUGAAGAAAUCAAAGAGGAACCAACUGAACUCUCCGACGACGGCUUCGAAGAAGGAGAAUCGACACCUAAUCGCACAAAAACCUCAGAAAGGAGAUAAAUUCUUCAAAACUUUAUUAUAA